Messenger RNA from Salvia hispanica, 1287 nucleotides. Its product is annotated as F-box protein At1g47340-like. The record is from RefSeq and is a predicted model, not a curated record. NCBI's taxonomy places the organism in Eukaryota, Viridiplantae, Streptophyta, Magnoliopsida, Lamiales, Lamiaceae. Gene Ontology annotation, molecular function: protein binding.
AAAGAAUAAACAAAUACACGCGGCCAUUGCUGAGCUCUGUUAUUUCCACACAGCAAUUUACUUCUUCGGUCGCUGUCUCUCUCUCGCCUCAUCGAAGGAAAUCAAGCAAGCCAUAGCUUAUGAUCCAAAAAUGAAUCAAGAACUACCAUCAGAAAUCGUUGCAGAUAUCCUUUUGAGGCUUCCUCUUGAAAACGUUGCAGCUUGCAAAUGCGUUUGCAAACCAUGGCUCAAUGCAGCGGAGACUGACGAUUUUGUCGAGUCUCAUUUUUCUAAAUCUGCUCCCGCUGCUCCUGUCCUUGUAGUCUCGAUGCCGGGUACACAUUCAAAUUGGUUCAGUGUUUUCAAAUUGGAAGACGAGCACAAACGCGAUCCCAUCAUCAAGUUUGAUUUCCCGCAAGCAUCAACAAUACAGGGUUCUGCCAACGGCUUGCUUCUUCUGGAAAAUCCCUUUAUUGAUCAUUUGUACGUAUGUAAUCCGAUCACCCGUGAAUAUGUUGAGCUCCAUGGGCUCCACACUCACCCGCGGGGGGACUGUUAUGGAUUUGGAGUGGGCAAAAUAAGCGGACAGCAUAAGGUUGUCUAUCUUAAUCCUAAAUCCGGAUGUCAUGUGUACACUCUCGGAACAGGAUCCUCGUGGAGACGCGUUGAAGCUGUCCCCUCGUUCAACCACUGCGACAAAUCUGUUGGUGCAUUUGUUAAUGGCAAUCUCCAUUGGUUAGUUUCAAAUGGGCAGGAGCGUGCUUAUAUUUGUUGUUUUGAUGUUGAGACGGAAUGUUUUAGCACCUUCUCUGCACCGGGUACAAUUACCACGGGAGAGUUGUAUGUUUUAGGGGAUUGCUUGAGUUUUUGUGAUAUUGAACCAUAUGAAGAUGAUAACGUGAUCUGGCUGUUGAAGGAAUAUGAACAGGCCGAGAAACGUUGGAGCGAAGUACAUUUUAUCUUGCAAGAAGAAGCUUGUUAUGGUUAUGGUGUCUACAACCACAAUCAUUUUCAGCCUAUCAAUAUUUACCCAAAUGGUGACAUGUUAAUUUUGUGCGAUGAGAAACUGUUUACAUACUACUGCAGCAAGGAGAGAACUGUUAGAGAAAUUGGUUUGUUUGGUAAAAAGGAUGAUGAUUGUUUGUAUAUCAACUCCAUUCUUCUCACUCCAAAUUUUCUCUCACUCAAAAGAAAUUUAGGGAUGGAAAAUGUAAUCUCAUUUUAGUUGGAACAUGUAUUUUCUUUGACAGUGCGGUUUGUAAUUUACUUUUGUAAACUAUAUUAACUAUUUUAAAUCGUUUAGUUAAA